AUGGUUGCGCCCAAUAACCUCGAUGUUGGGUUGACUGGUGCAGGCCUCGCUGUUGUGGCAUUGGCCACUACGCCUGCUCUAGUCACAGCCGUCACCCAGCUACGAAAACGCACUGCUAAGGAUAACUUUUACGAGGAUAUCGACGGAAAAAGUACACCAGAAAGCAUUGCCGCCUUUUCGAACCGGCUUCCCAAAAUCUUCAUUUUGGCCUUGUCCGCUAUAGGUCUUGGAACCUCGAUUGCCAUCUCCGUGCUAUCUUCGCUUAACCCGCAUAAUGAUGCAUUGUUGCUAAAGAAUUGGUUGAUUACCGGCACCUGGGCUCUUAUUAGUUUGCAUGCCAUCUCCUUGAGUGCCCAUCACUCAUCUGUCAAGGUCCAUGACCUUGGACUAUGGUUAUUUGGGUCUUGUCUUGUUGUUACCACUAUUACUGUGCCCCAGUUAACUAAAGAAGCCCAGUAUGCCUCUCGCAACAGCAUCACUACUCUUGUUUUGCGGGCCGUGAACGUUGCUGCUGUUGUCGCCCUCUCCUUCUUCAGCGUGCUACUCCCUCGUCGACCUGACGUAUUCUUCAAAGGCUACAAAGUCGACGAUCAAUGGACUGUGUCUGCCUUUAAUCGCUACACUUGGUCGUGGAUUGCUCCUCUUCUUACUUAUGCUAUUGAGAAGAAGGACCUCGAUGCUAGCGAUGUUCCUCAUGUGGACCGGACGCUGCGAGCCGCAGACCUGAAAGAGGAUUGGCUGGCUUCUAAGCCUCAAGGCAGCCUCUUUCGUUCGUUGCUUUGGGCCUAUAAGUUUCCAUUCACCUUGCAGCUUUCCCUUACUAUUUUCCGAAACUUCUUGGCUCUCCUACCAUACUGGGCUAUGUUACGGGUCAUCAAUAUCCUCGAACAGCGUGAUGUAGGACUACCUGGAUCAUCCGACCUGGAACUUUGGGUGUUAGUCUUCGCAAUGGCCGGCUUUAACCUUGUGGAUGCUUGGGUUGAAGGAUGGGUAUUCUGGUACUCGUUCGCUAGUAUUGCCCUACCUAUUAGAUCCCAGAUGUCCACGCUCAUCUUUGAGAAGUCCCUCCGACGAAAGAACGUCAAGUCAGCAGACAAAUCAAAGGAGUCAGAUACGCCACAGGAUGGAGCGGCUGACAAGAAAGAUGAGGAUGAGCCCGACAACGGCUCGAGUGUCCUGAAAUCUCGACAGGCCAUUGUCAACCUCGUUGGUGUUGAUGCUUUGCGAAUUUCCAACUUUACAGGCUUCCAGUUCCUAAUCAUGAACAGUAUCUUCAAGUUGAUUUUCUUCUCCUUCUUUCUUGUCCAGCUAAUCGGAUGGAUUCCUUUCACAGCCGGCCUAGUAGCCUGGGGUCUUACUCUUCCUGCCAACACUUACUUCUCCAAAGAACUGCUCUCCAGAUCGGAUAAGUUGAUGAAACUUCGCGACGAGAAGCUGGCUGUGGUCAACGAAGCUUUGAUUGGUAUGAGGCAGAUUAAGUUCGCUGCACUGGAGAGUCGUUGGGAGAAGCGCAUCCUGACUAUGAGAGAAAGGGAACUUAAGACCCUAUGGGGGCUUUUCGUUAUUGACACUGGUCUCUUUGGAUGCUGGGUAGUCAGUCCCAUUCUCCUUGCCGCAACGUCUCUCGCCGUCUACGCUGUUCGUAACGGACAGCUACUCCCCUCCGUUGCCUUUGUUAGUAUCGGAAUAUUCAAGGCUCUGGAAGUGUCACUCGGAGUAUUACCGGAGCUCAUUUCUAUGGGAGUCGACACUUUUGUUUCCCUCAAGCGAAUCCAGACAUAUCUGAACGGCCCAGAGAUGAAGAACACACUGUCAGAAGGUCCAGAGGUCGCCUUUAAAAAUGCCUCCAUUGCUUGGCCUGAAGACGACGACACCCCCGACGAGGAUAGGUUUAUUCUAAGAAAUCUCAACAUCAGCUUCCCUACUGGCGAGCUGUCUGUCAUCUCGGGCAAGACUGGCACAGGAAAGAGUUUGAUUCUUUCUGCUAUCCUUGGUGAGAGCGAUGUGCUAGAAGGUUCUAUUCACGUACCCAAGACUGUCUCUCCGGCAGAACGCCAUGACUCACAAGCACAUCUUGGCAAUUGGAUCCUCCCCGGAUCUAUUGCUUAUGUUUGCCAAACUCCUUGGCUCGAAAGUGCAUCACUCCGCGAUAACAUCCUGUUCGGCCUCCCCUUCAUCGAGGAACGCUACAACCAGGUCGUCGAGGUUUGUGCACUGAAGAAAGACCUUGACAUUUUGACAGAUGGCGACAAGACGGAGCUCGGUGCCAAUGGUAUCAAUCUUAGUGGUGGGCAGAAGUGGCGAGUCACAUUGGCUCGAGCUAUCUACUCGCGUGCCGAGAUUUUAGUUAUGGAUGAUGUCUUUAGUGCCGUCGACGCACACGUUGGACGACAUAUUUUCGAGAAGUGUGUCACAGGCGAUAUAAGCAAAGGACGAACGCGAAUUCUUGUCACUCAUCAUGUUGCUUUGGUCCAGUCGCGAGCGAAGUACAUCGUUGAGCUUGGAGCAGGGGUUGUUCUGCACGCUGGCUUGGUAUCUGACUUUGUCCAAGAUGGAACUUUGGAGGAGAUUCGACAGCAUGAAGCGACUGCACAGCAAGCCUUGGAGGACGAGACGACAGGCUCAGCGACUGCCGUUAACUCUGAGGAAGCUUCCAUCACAGAUCCGGCCGAGAAUCACGAAAGCAACUCGCUGCAAAAGGUGCCCUCGAAAAACGCUAAGCAGUUCAUUCAGGACGAAUUGCGAGAAAAGGGCGUGGUGAAGAAGCAUGUCUAUUUGACCUAUCUCAAAGAUAGUGGUGGCAUACUUCUUUGGAGUAUAUGCGCGGUUAUCUUCCUUGGUUACGAAGUUGGAAUUCUUGGUCGAGCUUGGUGGCUUCGAAUCUGGACUGGUGAUGUUGGCGAGAGUGCUUCAAGCAGUAGCCUUCAUCAACAGCACGGUCAUGCUUCUAUCUUUUCGCUUCAAAAGUUCCCAUACAGCUCUGCAUCCGACUUGAAGACCACUGAAUCUCACUAUGAUUUACAGUACUACUUGUGGAUCUACAUUGCCAUCUCUAGUGCCACAGCAAUCAUUGGAACUUUGCGAUUCUUCUGGGCAUAUUUCCUCGCUAUUAAAGCAAGCCGAACGCUCUUUGAAAAGAUGCUAUUCACGGUUCUACACACUCCCCUGAGAUGGCUCGAUACUGUUCCUGUUGGUAGAAUUCUAAACCGAUUCUCAUCCGAUUUCAACAUUAUCGACAACCGCAUCACCCUCGAUUGGACACAGUUCAUCUCCAACUUGCUGGCGUUGGUGGGUGUCUGCGUCGCUGCUUUCUUCGCGUCCGGUAUCGUCAUCCCCUUGGCAAUCGUUCUGCUAGGACUUGGUAUCCUCCUAGGAAAUAGGUAUCUCUAUGGCGCACGACCGCUGAAGCGACUUGAAAGCAAUUGCAAGUCUCCGGUUUUUGAACUCUUCAAUGGAGCGCUUGCGGGCGUAUCUACUAUUCGAGGAUAUAAGAAAACGCAAGUCUACUUUGACAGGAUGUAUGAGAAGCUUGACUCAUGGGCUAUCAUCACUUCUUAUAUGUGGCUUGUCAACCGAUGGAUGGGUCUGCGCAUGGGCCUCAUUGGUACCCUUUUCUCGACUAUUGUUGGAAUCAUCGUCAUUCUGAGCCCCAGUAUGGAUGCUGCUCUUGCGGGAUUUACACUGUCUUUUGCUAUGGAUUUCGCUGAGAGCAUUCUCUGGACUAUUCGAAACUACGCUGGCAUGGAGUUGAAUAUGAACUCGACGGAGCGGGUCGUUGAGUAUACAGAGCUGGAGACAGAAUCACUUGAUGGAGUAAAGCCUUCUGCUGCAUGGCCCACAUCAGGAGCCAUGGAAAUCAACAAUUUGGAGGUUUCUUACGCCCCCGAUUUGCCGCCUGUGCUUAAGGGGGUUUCUUUUGAUGUGAAGAACAACGAAAGAGUUGGUGUUGUGGGACGUACAGGCGCCGGAAAGUCAUCUCUGACCCUUGCCUUGUUCCGAUUUUUGGAGGCUCGCUCUGGCAGUGUCACAAUCGACGGACUGGACAUUUCUAAGGUUAACCUGCACAGCUUGCGAUCUCGUCUGGCCAUCAUUCCUCAGGACCCUGUGCUCUUUUCAGGCACUAUCAGAUCCAAUCUUGACCCUUUCGAGGACAACACAGACGAUGAGCUCCGCGAGUCUCUGAGCCGAGUGCAUCUUGUGGAUUCUCAGCCAGCAACGCCUGCUAACGAGCCCGCCUCGGCAACAUCGACGAUAGCGGCCAAGAAUACAAAUAUCUUCCGAGACUUAUCGAGCCCCAUUUCCGAAUCUGGUGGCAAUCUUUCCCAAGGCCAACGCCAGCUUCUCUGUCUUGCUCGUGCUAUUGUGGCUCGACCCAAGAUUAUGGUCCUCGACGAGGCUACAUCAGCGGUCGACAUGGCUACUGACGCGCUCAUCCAGCGCAGCAUCCGAGAGGAGUUCACUGACAGCACUCUCAUUGUCAUCGCACAUCGUCUCAGCACUAUUGCUGAUUUUGACCGUAUCCUUGUUCUUGCCGAUGGCCAAGUCGCAGAGUUUGGAACGCCCAAGGAACUCUGGGAACAAGAAGGCGUGUUCCACGAUAUGUGCGAGAGUAGUGGAGAGAAGGAAAAGUUGAAGCAGACGAUAUUCGGAUGA
Messenger RNA from Fusarium sp. VM40, 4653 nucleotides. NCBI's taxonomy places the organism in Eukaryota, Fungi, Ascomycota, Sordariomycetes, Hypocreales, Nectriaceae. The record is from the annotation of a GenBank genome assembly.